GACAUACACACACGCAUAAUCACACUCGCACACACACACACACACUUCCUGUGUGAAAGAUGACACUGCAGCACACAGUCACAGUGUUCGAGCUUCUCUAGCAGCGAUUAUCACUUAACAUCAGCCAUGGAUCUUCAGCCUUUCUGAGGAUUUCUUUUAAGAUUUCAUUUUUCUGAAAUUAAAUUUUCACUUAAAGUUUUUUUUCUUCUUCUGGUGGUAAUUUUCGAAAGGAUUGUGUUAGCAUUUCUGGUGGAGGUUGAGGUGACUGAGCCGGGGUGAUGGACCACAAGGACUUGCUCUUCUACCACGGACCCAUCAGCAGAGAGCGGUGUGAGGAGAUCCUGGGUGCCAAGGGAAAGAGUGGAGCGUUUCUCAUCAGGGAAAGCGAGACCAUCCACGGAGCUCUGUGCCUCUGCGUCUACAAAAACAAAGUGGUGUACACGUACAGGAUCCUUCAAACUCACACGGGAUAUUACACAUUACAGACCAGUGCAGGUGUGCAGGAGAAGUUUUUUAAAACGAUGGAAGAACUCGUUCAUCACUAUUACAAGAAAAAUCAGGGUUUAGCGUGUCGUCUGCGUCACCCUGUGAAGAGGAAACAAGCGUUAGAGGAGUAUGAGGUCCCUGACGAGUCCCCGGACUAUGAGAACGUGGACUCCGACUAUGUUGCCGUGCUGCCAGAGUGAUUCUAAUCAACUCAACUUUAAAACCCAACAAUAACAUCAAGCUUUUACAGAACAGAAACAGACUGUGAGUUAAAAGUAAAGUGAGGUUCAUGGGUCUUUGACUCUGAUGACUUUUUGUUCCUCCUGUUGAAACUGAUACAAUCGUUAAAUACAUAAAGUACUGUGCACUCCCAUUUCUUCAAAUUUUGCUUCCAAAGCUGCAGACUUUCUUACGUGUUUAAUCUAGUCUCGAGGAAUCGCUCUCCAGGCUUUCUGAAGGACUUUUUUGUUUGUCUCUCAUCAUGUUCAGUCCAGUUGCUGUACCUGUGCAGGUUCAGAGGGAUGUUUUUUGUUUGUUAAGCCACACAGUGACCUAUGAAUUAUUCAAGCAUAAAAAACAUCUAACUUACUGUAAGUCAUGACCCAGUGAGAAACAGGUGCAGAUGAUGACAGAUGAUCAGGUGAUUAGUAAUACCGGUGAUGCUGAAGGCUGAGUGGUUGGAACAGACGAGAGGGAAAAUGAGGUCGCUGCUGCGGUUGUUACGCAAUCAGAUGAUAUUUAAUUGUUUAAAUUAUUAGGCACUUUGCAGCCUGUCGCAGUGAAAUCAUUGUUCCCAUUUCUUAGUUUGAUCUACAUCAUUUAAUUUUAUUUAAUAUGAAGAAGGGGGGGGGGGGGGCAAGACAAAAUAUAUAUUUUUUGCUUUGUGUAUAAUUGGACAUCAAAUGAAAUGAAUGUAAAUGUUGUAUACUUUCAGGACAAUGUUUUAUAUGUAAAUAAAUGUGUUAAUUUUAUGGGCAUGUUUUAUUGUGAUUUAUGCCACACUUUCUGAAAGGUGUAGAAUUUUUGCACAUGG
This is a messenger RNA of Clarias gariepinus (North African catfish), 1519 nucleotides long. RefSeq lists its product as uncharacterized. Lineage: Eukaryota; Metazoa; Chordata; Actinopteri; Siluriformes; Clariidae. The record is from RefSeq and is a predicted model, not a curated record. The transcript has 4 exons. The coding region runs from base 279 to 686 and encodes 135 amino acids.